AUGCAACAAGGGGACAAACAGGAUGGAGAAACUGGUCGUACGUCACCUGAAGCUAUUCCUCUUAGUGUAGUGGCACUCGACAGUAUUGAACACCAUUAUGUCGCAGUAUUGAAAGAACUCGCAAUGGAGCCGAAUCUAGAGCCAUUUAAGGAAGAGUAUGAAAAAAUUCAUCGUCUCCUGCGUAAGAGCAAUGAUGGAGAGAAACGUUUACUGCAAAAGAUCAAAGAACUUCAGCAAGAUUUAACAAGUCAUGGUGCUAAAGUUGAAGCUGCGCUAAAGCUUUCGCAUGAGGAUGAAGAAGUUAUAGCUGCACUACGUAAAGAAAUUGAGAAGGCAUGGGCUCUAGCUGACAGUGCCCAUGCACAUGAGAAAGAAAGCCGUGAGCACAUCCAGGUACUUCGAAAACAAGUCUCUGAACUAGAUGCUCUAGUAGACAAGAGCAUGCGAAAUACGAUGGGACAAGAGGCGUACCUUCGUGAUUUGAUCAUGUCCAAAAAGGAUCUAGAGAAUGAGCGUGUGGUGGCGCAGGGAAAAGUGGCUCGUCUACUGGAUGAGCGUGAUGCGUCGCGGAAUAGUCUGGAGAAGACGCAGAAGGAGAACGAAGACACACGCCGGCAGCUGGAGGAGGGUCUCUUGCAGUACCAGAAGCUCCUGCGGGACCUUGCCGGGAUGCAGCAGGAGCGGGAGAGCCUCGAGCAGCAGGUGCGGGAGUGCCGGGCAGCAAGUGACCAGCACAUGGCCGCGAUGGAGGAGCGGAAGGCCACGACGGAGCAACUCGCGGUGGAGGAGGGGCGGCUCAAAACCGUCGCGCUGGAGGAGCGGGACGCGGUGGGGCGCCUUGCGAAGAAACUGGAGGAGCAGCAGCGCCGCUUCAAGACAGAGGCGGACCGUCUCGCCACCAUAGAGGCGCAGAAUGCGGAGGUGAAGGUGGAGAUUCCAAAGCUGAAGGCAACACUGAAGGAACGGAUGGUGGAAGUGGCUCGGCUGGCCGCGGAAAUGCGAAAGGUGCGUAAGAGUGCAGAGAACCAGCAGACAGAAAUGAAGAAGCAACUUCAGAUUCGUGAUACCUUAGUUCAAGAGAGUGAACAAUUACAUGAUCAAAUUGAGGAACGGUUACGUGCAUUAGGGGUAGAGGAGAAGGAACUACAUGCGGAAGAAUUACGUCUUAAACAGGCUAUUCCAGAGAAGACACAAUUACUUACAGACAAUUCCCGUACAGAGAAUGAACGUAUGGCAAUGGAAGGUCAUCGUGUAGCGGAAGAGGGUAAACGACAUAAUCUAGCACAACAAUUAGACCAACUUCUACGUGAUAAUGAACAAUUACGCAAAAAUAUUUUUCUUCUAGAACAAGGUCAGACUAAAGUACUUGAUCAUGGACAGCAUGUAGCACUUCAAUAUCACCAAACACUUGAACAAACCCGAAAACAACGAGAUCGAGCUCAAUUACUGCAGCAACAACUGACAGAAAAUGAGAAACGUCUUAAAGCGCAGCAAGAUUUACUAGACCGUGUUUGUACAGACCGUAGUCGCACACAAAAACAACUAAAAGAAAGUGAACUUGAAUGGGCUGGACUAAAACAACGGUAUCAAUCUAAUGAAGAAGAUAUCCAAUUGCUAAAAAUGCAACUUGUUUCAAAGGAAGGAUCUCUUUGUCGUAUGCAUAUGGUACGUAGACAACUUCAACGUGAUAUUAGUAAUGCAGAACAGCGGGCUAGUCAUUUAAAAGAUGAUGGAGCUAAUGCUACGUCCCGUCGAGAAGCAUUAGAAGCUGAAGCCCAGCAACUUAAUCACCUUAUUGCUGAAUGUGAUGCCGAAAAAAGUAAAUAUCAAUCUAAAUUUACGGCCCUCGUUAAUGAGCGUAAUGUACUCGCAACACAGUUAAUACGCCGUAACGAAGAGCUUCGACUACUAUAUAGCAAAAUUCGUUUGCAAGAAUGUAGCCUUGAAAAAGGGGCCGCGGAUUAUGAUAAACGUGUGCGAACAGUAAUGGCUACGCAACAGGCAGUUGCAGAGCUGCGGUUACGGUGUCGUCUCGCCCUUGUACGUCUUCGCUAUGCAGCAAAAUUGCAGCGACGAAAACAAAACGUAGAGCGUGAUCUCUUUAUUGAACGUCAACGUUCUCGUGCGCUUGCGGAUGAGUUGCAGCGUCCUGUUCAUGUGCACCGAUGGCGUCGCAUGGAAGGCAAUGCACCGGAGGUAUUGGAUGGAAUUUACAAAGUACAAACACUUGAGCGGCAGAUCCUCGCGAAGCACGACGCACUCGCGGAGAAGACGCGAUUGUUAGCCAUUCGUACUGCCGAGUACGAGGCGGUUCGGCGUAAACUGGCCGCCCUACCGGGGCCGGAAGUGGCAGAGGAGUUGAGUCUCUACAACGAGAACCUCGAGCGUCGUCGAGCGCAGAUUGGUGGUAUGGAGAGUGAGUUACGUGAAGUGGAGCAGCACGCCGAUGUGAUUGCGGAUGAGGUAAAACAACUCACACUUGAGCUCGGAGAUGUUAAACGGCGUUACUUUGAUGCAAAGCAUAAGAAUGACUUACUGAGACGUGAACAGGCAGCGUUUCGUGCGACAUGGGGCGGUUCAUCCGCUGUUGCAAAUAUCGCUCUUGCUGCAGCUUCUGCACACCGACAACAAAAUCAACAAUCGGGUCAACAACAGCAACAAUAUCCGCAAAGUAGUAGUGGUGUAAAUAGCAGUGCUAGAAAUAAUCAACAAGGAGCUUGGACGCCUCACCGUGUUGGUGCACCGCGAACGUGUUUGUGGUACACACGAACACAACAACGGCGUGAGCAAAUCCGACAAGAGGCUCAAUUGGUACAGGCCCUUUCCACUGGUGCACCGGCGCCGAACUAUCCACUGCAGUUCCACCCGCGUCAGCGGCAGUUUGUGGGCGGCGGAUUCGCUCUCACACGCUAA
Molecule: messenger RNA, 2913 nt
Organism: Trypanosoma theileri
Lineage: Eukaryota; Euglenozoa; Kinetoplastea; Trypanosomatida; Trypanosomatidae
Product: Trypanosoma vivax
Exons: 1
Coding region: 1-2913 (970 amino acids)
Cellular component (GO): cytoskeleton
Source: RefSeq, a predicted model, not a curated record